Monosiga brevicollis MX1 is the source of this 1755-nucleotide messenger RNA. RefSeq lists its product as uncharacterized. The record is from RefSeq and is a predicted model, not a curated record. The coding region runs from base 1 to 1755 and encodes 584 amino acids. The transcript has a single exon. Lineage: Eukaryota; Choanoflagellata; Craspedida; Salpingoecidae.
AUGGCCGCCCGGAUCUCAGGGCCAGAGCCAAAUGUGGGUCCAACACUAGCAAGCGACGUCACAGCUAUGCUCGGCCAAGGUGAUCGACUUUCAAGUACGGCAGAUUUAACGGCGUCCAUACCAGCCGAGCUACAGGGCGUUGAAGAUGAUGUUGUUGAGCCCGACAUUGGCAUUCCCACCGACGCAUGUCUUUCAGCAUGUUCACCGCCUGCAAGCGCCCCACCAUCGACCAGCCCAUCGAUUUUUGGAGAGUGGGGCAGUGCUACCGUGGAUGUGGCUACUGAUCGUGCGUGCUUCACGCCGCGAGCGGCGCAACUAGACAGCCUGCUUCAACCGGGUGAUCCGAUGACCUUUUUCAUGCAUUUUCUCCCUCCACGUAUCCUUGAAAACGUCGUUCGAGGCAGUGUGGAUAUCCAUCUUACACAGGAGGAGCUGCUCGCAUUCAUCGGCCUGCAGAUAAUGGCUUCAAACCAUGUUUUCCCGGUGGAGGAGCUCUUUGAGCCAUACGACGACGAGUUUGAUCGUCGGCCGCUCUUCACUCAAGUGAUGUCGCUGCGUCGAUUCCGAGAGAUCGCCGGAGGGCUACGUCUCAAUGAACCAAACUUGUGCAGCAACGACCCGUGCUAUCAAAUCCGUGGAAUGGUUGACGCUUUCAAUGAGCAUAUGGGAGCUCGCGCCGUGUUUACCCCCUCCUGCACUGUCUGCCUUGACAAAUCCACAGUGACACACCACAAUGAUCGCGUACCCGGUUACACGUACGCUGGGCGCAAGCCUGACCCUGUUGGCAACGACUAUCACGCCAUGUAUGAUGUUCAUUCACGCGUUCUUUAUCAUAUGGAGCUGGUGGAGGGCGCUGCGCGCACAGCGCAUUUGCCUCUGCGCUACGCUGAGCAUGGCAAAGUGUCGGCAUUGAUUUUACGGAUGACCGAGUCCAGCUGGGGCAAAGGGCGCGUCGUCGUGAUGGACAGCGAAUUCUGCACUCUCCCUGCUCUCGUGCUUCUCAAAAAAAGAGGCACUUUUGCCGUCACGGUUGCAAAGAAAGGACGGUCUUGGCCAAAGUACGUGCCUGGCGACGUUGUUCAGACGGACAUGGCUGGCAGGCCAGUGGGCGAGCUGCAUGGGCGCAGCGGGCAACUUGAUGGCGAACGCAUCUGCUUGUUCUCCAUAAAUCAUCAGAAGUACGUCUUGACGCUGCUCUCCACCUAUGGAUCAUCUGUUCAAAUGGGGCCCGAGCGCAAGGUGCGGUUGGCGGAUGGCACCUUGAUUGGAUAUCGCCGCAACGAGCCUAUCGAAGAUUAUUAUCAAGGGCGCCACGCUGUGGAUGAGCACCAACGCCUGCGCCAGAGCCACAAGCACGAUCUUGAGCGAGCGUGGGGCAACAAAUCUUGGGAUGUCAGGCAGCUGACGUUCAUUGUCUCAGUGGUACUGGUUAACGCACUCCUCUGGUACAAGUACCGGUGCAAGCCCGAGACGCCCAACAGCACGAUGACGAUGCCUGAGUUUCGAACACGGGUUGCCGAUGGACUGUUAACAGGCUACCUGAAACACAAAGCAAGGCAAACAAAGCCACACAAGCUUGUCAGCCUACCCGCGUUUCAAGGAUCAACGCCCGGAAAACGAGUCAAGAAGAAAUAUCAAGCAGUGCGGUGUCGCGGUGAUCGAUGCCGCAAAAUGGUCAGGCGACACUGCAAAUGCUCCGCGACGUUGUUUCUUUGCGAUGACUGCUUUGUUGACCACCUCCAGGCUGCCAUAUAA